This is a messenger RNA of Zingiber officinale, 3074 nucleotides long. RefSeq names its product transducin beta-like protein 3. NCBI's taxonomy places the organism in Eukaryota, Viridiplantae, Streptophyta, Magnoliopsida, Zingiberales, Zingiberaceae. The record is from RefSeq and is a predicted model, not a curated record. Gene Ontology annotation, biological process: endonucleolytic cleavage in 5'-ETS of tricistronic rRNA transcript (SSU-rRNA, 5.8S rRNA, LSU-rRNA); endonucleolytic cleavage to generate mature 5'-end of SSU-rRNA from (SSU-rRNA, 5.8S rRNA, LSU-rRNA). The coding region runs from base 98 to 2752 and encodes 884 amino acids. Gene Ontology annotation, cellular component: 90S preribosome; small-subunit processome; nucleolus. Gene Ontology annotation, molecular function: protein binding; U3 snoRNA binding. The transcript has 14 exons.
CUGGCAGGUCGCAUAAAACCUAAACCCCUCCCCUCGCCGCCCCCCUCGCGUCCUUUCUCUUGCUAUCCGAGCCGGACCUUCCGCGCCGCCGUUGGCGAUGGAUGCGCUAUCGCCUCUGGUUCUGAAGCGAAGCUACCGCUGCGUGUCGUCGCUGCAACAGUUCUACGACGGUGGAUCUUUUGCUGUGUCCUUCGACGGCUCCUUCCUCGUUUGCUCCUGCGGCGACGAGAUAAAACUCGUGAACUCGUCCGAUGCCUCCGUCUUAGGGAGUCUUGGCGGGUUUUCGGAGUCUAGUACUUCCUUCACCUUGAGCCCUGAUGACAGGUUCCUUUUCACUGCUGCCGACAGCCGUCAAAUUCGAGUUUGGGAGCUCUCCUCCCGUAAGUGCAUUCGUUCGUGGAAGGGACAUGAUGGUCCAGUAAAGAUCAUGGCAUGCCAUUCUUCUGGUGGAUUGCUAGCUACAGGUGGAGCAGACAGAAUGGUUUGUGUAUGGGACGUAGACGGUGGAUUUUGCACACAUUUUUUCAAAGGUCACCGGGGUAUUGUGACAUGCAUCAAAUUCCACCCGAACCAGUUACUUUUGUUCUCAGGCGGUGAUGAUGCUACUGUUCGUGUUUGGAACUUGCAAUCUAAGAAGUGUGUUGCAGUGCUGGAAAAGCACUUCUCACCGGUUACCUCAUUGGCAAUAUCUGAUGAUGGUUCGAUUUUGCUAAGUGCUGGAAGAGAUAAGGUCGUGAACAGAUGGGACCUGCAAGAUUAUAGCUUCAAGAUGACAAUACCAACAUAUGAAAUGGUGGAAACUGUUUGCAUCAUUCAAUCUGGUGAUGUUUUUUCUCCCUUUUUGGAAGUAAGCAAUGGUAAAAAUACUAGCUCUUCAGAUCCAGUUCAUUUUUUGACUGUUGGUGAACGUGGGAUUGUGCGUAUAUGGAGCUGUGAAGGUGCUAUUUGUAUAUAUGAACAACCCUUGAGCCCUGGUGAAGGUGACUCUGGAAGAGGAUUCUUAUCAGCUGUUUUCUUACCAUCGGAUUUAGGGUUACUCUGUGCAACUGCUGACCAACAGUUUCUCUUCUUUUCCCCUACUAAAUCUGCCCAAGGAACAUUUCAGUUGCACUUGUACAAAAGGCUUGUAGGCUACAAUGAAGAAAUUCUUGAUAUGAGGUUCUUAGGUGAUGAUGAGCAGUACCUUGCUGUUGCUACUAAUUUGGAGCAGGUGCGAGUAUAUGAAGUUGCAUCCAUGUCAUGCGCUUAUGUUCUCGGAGGGCAUACAGAAAUUGUUGUCUGUAUUGACACUUGCAUUUCCUCUACUGGGAAGACAAUGGUGGUAACAGGAAGCAAGGAUAAUAGCGUGCGAUUAUGGGAUGUUGAGAGAAAACAAUGUGUAGGUAUUGGUAAAGGCCAUAUGGGAGCUGUAGGAGCUGUGGCUUUCUCUAAGAAAUUGAAGAAUUUUUUUAUUAGCGGCAGCAGUGAUCGCACGAUUAAAGUAUGGGCUUUUGAUGGAAUCUCUGAGGAUUCUGAUCUGGAGAUUGCACUAAAAUCAAAGUCUGUCAUAGCUGCACAUGACAAAGAUAUCAAUUCUCUCGCCGUCUCACCAAACGACACCCUAGUUUGCAGUGGUUCUGAGGAUCACACUGCUUGUAUAUGGAGGCUUCCUGGCCUAACUUUUGUUGCUGCUCUUAAAGGGCAUAAGAGGGGAAUUUGGUCAGUGGAGUUCUCUCCUGUAGAUCAAUGUGUGCUGACUUCUUCUGGUGAUAGAACAAUUAAGAUAUGGGCUGUUUCUGAUGGUUCAUGCUUAAAAACAUUUGAAGGACAUACUUCAAGUGUAUUGCGAGCCUCAUUUCUUUCACGCGGAACUCAAAUUGUUUCAUGCGGUGGGGAUGGCUUAGUUAAACUAUGGACAAUCAAGUCAAAUGAGUGCGUUGCAACCUAUGACCAGCAUGAAGGGAAGAUUUGGGCAUUGGCUGUUGGGAAGAAGACAGAGAAGCUUGCAACUGGAGGCACUGAUGCUGUCAUAAAUUUUUGGCAUGACUACACAGCUGUAGAUAAGCAGGAAGCCUUCCUCAAAGAGGAAGAAACAAUUUUGAGAGGCCAAGAAUUGGAAAAUGCUUUGUCAGAUUCUGACUAUGCUCGGGCAAUUCAACUUGCAUUUGAACUUCGCAGACCGCAGAAGCUCUUUGAUCUAUUUUCACAUCUUUGCAGGAGAAAGGAUUCUGAAGACUCAAUCAGGAGAGCUCUUAGUGGUUUUGGGAAGGAAGACAUAUGUGUUCUUCUUGAAUUUGUACGGGAAUGGAAUACGAAGCCCAAACUCUGUCAUGUUGCACAAGUUGUGCUUAAUCAAAUUUUUAGAAUCUUUCCUCCGACUGAUAUUAUGGAGGUCAAAGGUGUUAGCGAACUUCUUGAGGGUCUCAUACCCUAUUCCCAAAGGCAUUUUAGCAGGAUUGACAGGUUAGUCAGGAGCACCUUCUUGUUGGACUACAUUUUAACGAGGAUGUCCGUGCUAGAUCCUGAAGCUACAAUUAUGGCAAACAAUGAUGACCAACAAAAUUUGCCACUAGAGAAUGGGAAGCUUGAUCAACACGAUGAUCAGUUAGGCUCCGAAUUAUGUGAGAGUGAUGCCAGAGUUGAUUCACUGAUCCAUACACAGGAGGAAAUAGCAGUCUCAAAGAAAAGGAAAUCUAGUAAAUCAAAGAAGGGAUCUGUUAAAAAGGGCAAGUUUUCGUUGAACAAAUGCAAAGAAGCAGCUCAGGUCUCUUAGAGUGGAUCAAUGCUAUUUGUGGCAGCAAAGGAUAUGAGUUUUUCUGGCAAACGUUUUUGACUCCAAUUGUGAAAGGGGGAAAAAAUGGUCUAUUGAACAAAUCAAGUUGCGAAGCACACAGACAUCUCUCCCAAAGCAAAGGAGGCACGAGUGAAUGCUGGUUCCGUCUCAUUACUUUCCCCAUCUCACUAACACGGAGGCCUAUUAUCUAAAUAGCAAUUUUGUAGCGUUUUUUGUUUUUCUAUUUGUAAUACUAAUUGUGCUCCAAACUCUUGUAUUCUAGUUUUCCAUUAUUUACGAGUUCAAUAUACUAUCGUUUAAA